ACAGACGAUGAAGGCAGAGUGAAGAACACUCACAGCUCACCUGACGGCCGUCACGCGGGCAUAAAUCACUGCGGACACGUUGGGCUCAGACCAGCCUUUACGGUUCCCUCACCAGCGACCACGUGUUUGGCUACUCGUUUUUUUUUUGGAUAAGAACGUCAUCGAACUGGAGAGUAUGCUGUUUUGGCACAGCCAUCCUGAAACCUAUCAACAGCACGCGCAAAAUAAUUUUAUAAGAGAUGCUCUUGCUCCGUUUCUCAAACAUGAAGAGGAGCAGCAGUCCACAGAGAUCCGAGUGUCUCCUUUUCAUUACGUGCUUUGUGCAGCCACAUCUCCAGCUGUCAAACUCCAGGAGGAAACACUCACAUAUCUGAAUCAAGGUCAGUCCUAUGAAAUCCGUAUGCUUAACAGGAAACUAGUGGAGUAUACAGAUAUAAGCAGUAAACACAUAAAGAGUAUUGUGCGUGUAGUUUUCCAUGACCGGCGGCUGCAGUACACAGAGCAUCAGCAGCUGGAGGGAUGGAGGUGGAACCGUCCAGGAGACAGAAUCUUGGAUAUAGAUAUCCCAUUGUCAGUGGGCAUAAUAGAGCCUCGAGCCCACCCACUGCAGCUCAACACCAUAGAGUUUCUCUGGGAUCCUGACAAAAAUGCCUCCGUGUUCAUUCAGGUAAACUGCAUUAGCACUGAGUUCACUCCUAGAAAACAUGGUGGAGAGAAGGGUGUCCCCUUCCGCAUUCAGAUAGACACCUUCGCAGUCGGCGAGCACGGAGAAUACUCUGAACACAUGCUCUCUGCCAGCUGCCAGGUCAAAGUCUUCAAGCCAAAAGGUGCAGACCGCAAGCUCAAGACUGACAGAGAGAAGAUUGAGAAAAAGAGUCCUCAGGAUAGAGACAAAUAUCAACCAUCCUAUAAAACGACAGUGCUGACUGAGUGCUCCCCUUGGCCUGAAGCCCCAUCAGUCAGCAGAACAAGCAACACUCCAUCUCCUGGUUAUCACAGCGCUCACACUUCUUACAGCUUCCCAGAGGAAAACUGCUCUCCAGACCAGCAGGAGGAGCUACAUUUGCCCAGCUGUUCUGAUCACUUGUUGCCAUCGUCAUCCAUGCAGGAUACGCAGCAGUGGCUCCAUAGUAAUAGGUUCUCCUCUUUCUGCAGGCUCUUCUCUGGCUUCUCAGGUUCUGAUCUGCUUAAAAUGAGUAGAGAAGAUUUGAUUCAGAUCUGUGGUGCUGCUGACGGCAUCCGUCUUUUCAAUGCAAUCAAAGGAAGGUGUAUACAACCUCGUCUCACCGUCUAUGUAUCCCAGCUACAGAACAGGAACCAGCUGCACACCAAAACAGCUGGUGAGGAUGUGUACCAUGCUCUCUACCUAGAGGACCUAACUGUCCUUGAGCUCACUGAGAAGAUAGCCAAUCUAUAUAAUGUUCCCUCACAGCAAAUACUUUGCGUAUACAGACAGGGGCCGACGGGGAUCCACGUCUUGGUCUCAGAUGAGAUGGUGCAGAAUUUUACAGAAGAGUCUAGCUUCAUUAUCAGCACUAUGAAAGAUGAAUGUAAUGAUGGCUACCAUGUUGUGCUGAAGUGACCUGAGACUACUGGAGCAUUGCAGGUGCCUUUGGCUGAUUUUCACAAUACUGGACUGUUUCGAAGUUAAACAUCACCUGGAGGAAUGUGAGCUGAACGAAUGUGGAUACUUUUUUUGUAUGAUGUAGAUGACUGUUGUGUAUUUUAAAGAGAGAAUGUUGUGAAAGGUUAUCUGAAAACGAAUUAAAAUAUGAAUUACUUUAUAUUUUAUGUAAGUCAUUUUCGUUUUAUAAAUUUCUGUUUUAAAGUAAUUAUUUUUAUCAUAUUACAGUGGUAUUGUAACAUUCCUUUGUUUUAUUAUUAGAUACAAAAUAGACUACUAAAAACACAAAAUCUAAUAUAUUUAUGUUUUUAAUUUAAUGUAAUAUGAUUUAUAUGAUACAAUUCUAAAAAAAAAAAAAAAAUACUAAUUCAAAACUUGCCCAUUUUUAAAAUAGAUAUUGGUGUCAAUUUCAAUGCCAUUAUUGUGCACAAGCAUGGAUUUUACAGAUCCCUAAAUAAUUGCUAGCAGAAGAUAAUCUCUCAGAGAUGCUGGUGUGAAUUGAUUCUUUUGUUCCUCACAGACUGAAGAUAUCUAAAUAAAGUUAUUGCUCAGGAUGUUAUUAUUCUUUGCUUUGCUUUUUCUCACUCAGCGCUGUUGAGAUUGGUAUUUUUGCAACUGAUCAAUACUUAUGUAUUUUUUCACAAAGCUUUUUGAACUGUAUUAUAACACCUGUUUGUUUGGUGACCUUAUCGUGAUGAACCUUGCUAUUUGAUAAGCCUUAAAAACUUAUUCUGCAGGAAAAAUGCUGUAAGUGUUAUAUACAUUCGAAAAGUAAAUGUCCUCCUCAUAAAUGUAAUGUUUAUGUUUUUAGUGUGUUACAAGAAACUUGUUUUAUUUGUACUGUUUAGGAUCACCCCACUUAUAGAUGUUAAGAUUUACGCCUGUCACAUCAAGUACAAAAAGAAAGCUUCUACAUUUAUAUUGUGUGCAUACAACAUAUUUACAAAUCAGCUGCUCUUUUUUGCUUGAUUGACCGUACAAAUCUUUCCCUUGAGAUGUAAUGUUUAUCAGUAGGUUGUCUAGGUUCAGUUUGUGAAAUGUGCUGGUUAUGAAACAGAGUUUAUUGACUAAAGACAUUGGUUUCUACCCAGAUUUUCCUCCAAUUCCUCUGUAGUCAUGAGGUUAGUGUAGUCUAGUAAACUUGUAGGGCUGAUUUUGUGUGUUACUCUGUGAAGUGGAAAGGGGCACACUUCAGUGAGCAGCUCUGAAUCCUCUGUGUGUGAUUUCCCAAGCCCUGAAGAGGCACAGACUGAAGACAAAUGUGCUUAGCAACACACGCAGAUCAUAAAAUUGAGUUGUCUGAAUAAUUUCUCGGUCUAAUGGUUGUCAGUGUGUUUAAUGUGAACAAUGCAUUUUUUAAGUAAGUAAACUUAAAAAAAAAAAAAAAAAAAAAAACUCACUAACGUUUAUGCAUUACAGAGACCAUUUUUAACAUUUUCAUUUUCAAAAUGUUUUGGUCGUGAUGGGAAACGAUGCCACUUCAAUCGUAAAAUGUAUUCAAAUAAAAUAAUUUCUACAUAAUA
Molecule: messenger RNA, 3147 nt
Organism: Carassius gibelio (silver crucian carp)
Lineage: Eukaryota; Metazoa; Chordata; Actinopteri; Cypriniformes; Cyprinidae
Gene: tfcp2l1
Product: transcription factor CP2-like 1
Exons: 15
Coding region: 176-1582 (468 amino acids)
Biological process (GO): regulation of transcription by RNA polymerase II
Cellular component (GO): nucleus
Molecular function (GO): DNA-binding transcription activator activity, RNA polymerase II-specific; RNA polymerase II cis-regulatory region sequence-specific DNA binding
Source: RefSeq, a predicted model, not a curated record